AAAUGGGUGGGAAUUCGAGGAAUGCUUUGAUAGCAUUUGUGGCUCCUCUUCCUUCUAUACUCUUCUACACCUCCUUCCUCCACCACUACGCCGACGACCUCCACCUCCUCUCUCCAAUUUGGUCAUGGUGCUACCACCACCCUCUGCUCCUGGCCAACGCCCUCUUCUUCUUCAACGUCAAUGUCCUUUUCUGGAUCAUUAGUCUCAUCCAAUCCAGCAAUUGGAUGAUAGAUGUUUACUGGACGGUGAUUCCGGUGUUGCUGGUGCAUUACUUUCAGAGUCAUCCUCUGUCGGAAUUCAACCCACGGAGGUCAACGGUGGUGGUGGUGUUGACAUGGGUUUGGGCAAUCAGGUUGACCCACAACUAUUUUCGCCGAGAAAAAUGGCAGUGGGGUGCCAGAGAAGACUGGAGGUUCACCGAUAUGGCUCGACAAUAUGGCAAAAACUGGUGGUGGAUUUCCUUCUUUGCUGUUUAUCUCAUCCAACAGGUAUUUCUAAUCGGUAUAUGCAUACCAUUGUACACCGUCCACACGGUGAACCAACCAUUGAAUGUAUGGGACAUAGCCGCGAUGUUCGUCUGCAUAACCGGCAUCAUUUAUGCUCAUUUUGCAGACACACAACUCCACAGAUUUGUGACCAAAAACGAGAAGCUAAAAGAGGUUGGAAAGCCAAGGGUGGCCAAUCUUGAUGAAGGCUUAUGGUACUAUUCUAGACACCCAAACUACUUUGGUGAACAGUUAUGGUGGUGGGGUGUGGUCAUCUUUGGGUGGAACCUAGGGUGCACCUGGGGGUUUGUUGGUGCAUUGGUUAAUAGCUUGUGCUUGGCCUAUGUCACCAUACUUGUUGAAAGAAAGAUGUUGAAACAAGAGUAUAGAGUUGAAGCAUACAAAAUGUACCAAAAGAGAACCUCUGUGUGGAUACCUUGGUUCAAGACAUCUACUAACCAAGUGCCUAAAGAAAAGGGUAGUUGAUCGAGUAAUGCGAUCAUGAUAUCUGACAUAUUUGGUCUAACUAGUCCAUUGGGUCAGAUACUUUAGGUCUUUCAAUCAACACAAAGUGUCUUACUGUUGUGUUUGAUGAGUGAUUGUUGAAAUGUAAUUCCAUAUUUAUCUAUUAUUUUAGUUUGUCCUAAAA
Cynara cardunculus var. scolymus (artichoke) is the source of this 1134-nucleotide messenger RNA. RefSeq lists its product as uncharacterized. The transcript has 3 exons. The coding region runs from base 3 to 971 and encodes 322 amino acids. Gene Ontology annotation, molecular function: oxidoreductase activity, acting on the CH-CH group of donors. Gene Ontology annotation, cellular component: membrane. The record is from RefSeq and is a predicted model, not a curated record. Gene Ontology annotation, biological process: lipid metabolic process. Lineage: Eukaryota; Viridiplantae; Streptophyta; Magnoliopsida; Asterales; Asteraceae.